Messenger RNA from Xenopus laevis (African clawed frog), 4573 nucleotides. RefSeq names its product tudor domain containing 5 L homeolog (gene tdrd5.L). The record is from RefSeq and is a predicted model, not a curated record. NCBI's taxonomy places the organism in Eukaryota, Metazoa, Chordata, Amphibia, Anura, Pipidae. The coding region runs from base 158 to 3049 and encodes 963 amino acids. Gene Ontology annotation, cellular component: cytoplasm. Gene Ontology annotation, biological process: germ cell development; cell differentiation. The transcript is spliced from 16 exons.
AUGGGGUUCAGGGAGAAUACAGGCGUUACGUGACUUGCGCGCUACCUGCUAUUGACGUCACUCAUCGGCGGCGCGGUAGUUUGGUUGUGGAAAGUGUGCGCGGGGGAAGUGUGUCACGUCAUUCAUAUGGGAGCAACGUGCGUAACACGACACAGAAAUGGAGCAGGAACGUAUCAUGCAACGGGUCCAGAAGGAUGUGCGGUCUUUACUCAUUGCUUCAAAAAAUGGGCUCUCCAUUCAGGAACUGGAACAGGAUUACCGAAUGAUGAUUGGUUCUCAAAUUCCACUAAGGUCAUUGGGAUAUAAAUCAACAAUGGAAUUACUUUUGGAUAUGCCAAAUGUGGUACAAAUCCAUACGCAGAUGGAUGGUACAGUAAAUCUGUCUGCUGUAGUUGAUGAAGCUACAAGAAAGAUUGCUGAUUUGGUUUCCUGUCAAAAAGAUCGCUCAACUGCAAGAUCCCGGAACAGACGUCGUAAUAUCAGACCUAGAUGUCCAGUCGAUCUGGUGAGACGAGGAAGAGUUUCCCCAGUGCUGCCCGCAACUGUAAAAAGCGAUCUGAGGGACUUGCUGUCCCUCUCUCCUUUACUACUUUCUGAAUUGGAAAAGGCUUUUUUCUCUCGUUUUGGCCGCAGCUUUCAAUACACUCGAUAUGGCUUUUACUCUAUGCUUGAAGUCCUUAGAUCUAUCUCUGAUAUUGUAGAAGUGAAACAAACCAGAACUGGAUCUUUGCUGGUGCUUCGGAAGUCCGAGACUGGACACAUAUCAGCUAGUUUGUGUGUCAAAAAGAGUCUUGAUUGUCAACCAGCAGCAGUUCCCAACAAAACAUCUUGUGUUUUUGAAAAGUGUUUAAAUGAACCACAAAGACCUGAAAAGAAACCAUCUGAGCCAGCAACAUCUUUGAAAAUUUCUCCUCCAGAAUUCCAAAAGUUCAGUUCCCAAGAACCACAAAGCAUAACAAGUAGCAGAUCUUUUCUACAUAGCUCAAGUAAUAAGGAGCCAGACGUAAAUCGUAAUGUAUCUUUGGGUGAAUCUAAAAAGUCAAUUGAGAAUAAAACUUCACCAGCAGUUCCAUCAAAUAAUGUUGUUAUGAACAAUAGUUUGGUGAAGAAUUCCGAGACUUUUGAAAGUCUGUUUACUAGAAUGUCAAAACCCGUUUCACAUGUAGAAGCAGAUCAUGCUAAUGCAUCAGAGCCUAAUUCCAGUGACCUAAAUUGGCUGGAAAAAAAGCUGGAAAAGGAGCUGAAGCUGUGCUUGGCACGGAAGGGAGCUGGGGGAAGUGUCAGUGAUGAUCUGAGGAGUGAUAUAAAGCAUGUGGUAAAUCAACAUUCAAAUGGGCUUAACAUUUCCCAACUCCCUACUGCAUUUAAGAGCUUUACAGGAAAGGACUUGCCAUUUAAGGAACUUGGAUUCAUGUCUGUAAUGGAGCUUGUUGGAUCAUUAGGUGACAUACUGUGUCUUGAAAGCACAGAUGAGGGAAAAGACUGGAAGCUGUUUGGCGCAAAAAAAGAAGACUUGGUAGAUGAAUUCAGUGCUGGACUACGUUCCACCAACAGCUCCUUGUCCAGCUGGAAUUCUACUCGGCAAUCAACUGCCCCUCUGAAACCUGUUGGGACCAUCUUUUCUAAAGUGGACGAAAAACUAUGGUGGGGUCCUUUGGAAUUGAAGGUGUGUUCUACUGAACAGAUUGACAUUCCCCCAGAUGCUGUAAGAAAUCAAAAAUUGCAUUGUUUGCCUCGUAUCAAACAUAGCCUCAUGAUCGGGGUCUAUGUAGAGAGCAUUGAAUCUCCCAGCCAAUUCUAUGUACGCUGCUGUGGUAAAGAUACUUCUGAAAAGCUGGAGGACAUGAUGAUAGAGAUGAGACACUGUUAUUCCAAUGAAUGUGUUUCAGAACGAUAUAUAGUGCCUGAUAACUGUAUAUCAGUUGGUCAGAUCUAUGCUCUCAGGGUUCCUGGAGACGUAUGGUGGUAUCGGGUUAUUGUUCAUAGUAUCAAGAACUCCGAGCUGCUUGAUGUCUUUUAUCCUGACUUUGGUAAUGUUGCCACUGUGAAAAAAAGUUGGCUGCGCUUCCUCAAGAAUUGCUAUAUGAAGGUUCCUGCCCAGGCAGUGCCAUCUUCUCUACCUUUUGUGACAUCAACCGAGGCUCAGUGGUCCACUCAAGCUAUAAAACGAUUUCGGCAGCUGUGUUCCUGCCUUCCCCUAGUAGGGCUGGUGCUGCAGUAUGUACAGGAUGUACUCGUUAUAUUUCUUUGUGACACCUCCUCUGCGGAAGAUGUAUAUCUGCACCAGCUUUUGAUUGCACAAGGCCUUGCAAAAAUGGAACAAGAGCAUGCAUGUAAAAAGGUAUCAAGAAAUACUUUCAUGCAUUACCUGACACCAUCUCAAGAGAAACCACAGGAGGAAUCAUCAAAGUCUUCAGUGCCAAGUGAAAGCAGCCAAUCUGAAGUUCUAUGUACCAAAGAAACUGUCCUUCAGGUUAUAGAUGAGGUUGACCCUGAGAUGCCAUAUUUGGAAGCAUUCCCCACAGACACAGAUGUAUGGGAUGAAAACUGGGUUUUCUCUGAUGGUGCAGGUGACAGUAACACCACUCCUACAAUUCCUAAAGUUGAAACACAAAAACAGGAGAACAAAAUCAGCAAAGAGCAGAAGCAGCCGUUCAAAUUUUGCAUGGAUUCUGGCGAUGCCAGUGUUGUUCAUCGUCCAUUGGAGGAAUUUUACAUCUCUUUAAUCAAGUCAAGCAAGUCACAAGAAAGUACUGACAUACAGCAGUCUUCCCAUACAGAGGAGCAGCAUUUGGCUGAGAAAUCACACAGAUGUACAGCAGAGCAGCUCCAAGGUGGUUCUUCAUCAAGUAUGCUUUGUGAAAAAAAACUAUAUUAUGAAAACAAGGACCUUACAUAUUGUCAGCAGCAGUCAAAGUGCAGUUUCAGCCCACUUAUAGGAUUUCAGAAGCUUCAGAUUCCUAGAAGUGCAACACCAGCGGCUUUAGGACCUGCAGCUCGACUUGCUACUGCUGGCAGAUUAUUGUACUGGGCCAGUGACUCACAUUAACAUGUAGCUUUGACUAUUGAGAACUCAUCCAAACUGUAAGCCGUGGAGCUGAAAAUUACCCUUUUUGUUACAGAUUGAAAUUGUAUUUUUUUUUCUGACAAAUUACUUGAGUACACUGCAGAAGAGUAUAAUUUAACCUCAGUUAGAAAUGUUGUCCAGUGCUAAUUUCAAAGGCCAAGAAGAAGUUGAAGGAGUUAUGGUUUUAAUGUCACCUUUUGGGUUUCUAUAUCUGUAUCAUGUGUGUUCUCACCGAAUAAGCAUGAUGGUAUAAUUAUUUGUAAACUGCUGUUCCCUGAAGCCUUGUUGUUGUUGAAGGAAACAAAUAUUCAAAGAAAAUCUGACUCUAAAAGGAGUUAAAACUGUAUUAACACAAGAAGUUAGUUAAUUUUACUUGUCACCACAAGAUGGUGGCAUAUCACUUGGUCAUGUAAAAGAUUGUGUAAUUCUGUUAAAUUAGUUCUGUUUUAUUUUUCUGUGUUAUAUCUUGAAACAAUCUUGAAAUACAAGUGUUCUCAGUAAUAAAUAAUUUGAAGCAAAAUAGAAAUGCUUGACUUGUUUUGAAAACUAAUUGGAAAAUUUGUUUACAAAUGACUAACAUAUUCUAUCAUCAGGAAAUGCAUUGGGGUGAAUGAAGACAGAAGAACAAACAGAAGAAAACCAAUUAAAGCAAAAGUGCAAGUAACAGAAAUCAAGACAUGAGUUCACGGGGCUUUCACCACGAGAGCUGACCAUCAACGUGAACAUUGUCGAUAUGCUCAUCUUAUUAAUGCACCUUAUUUUUACAGUUUUUUACUUAUUUGCUUUCCUCUUUUUUCCAGAUGGGAUCACUUACCCUGGCAUUGUUAUUAUUUAUCUUUCUAUUCAGACCUCUCCUAUUAAUCUUUUUGUACCAUAUAGUAAGAGGAGAGCACUCGGUAAGCAGCAAUCUGCUGUGGUUGUGCUUAUUUAAGACUACUUAGAUACACGACAUGUUUUAGGCCUUAUGUGCCCUUUCUUAAGUGUCCUCUCCUAUUCAUCUUCUAGUCUCCCAUUCAGAAAGCACAAAAUGCUUUAUUGAAAACAACCAUGAAAAUGACUAGUUUGAGAUUGUCUCAGAAUAUCAAUGUAUACACCGUACUAAAGGUUAAUUUAGAGAACCACCUAUUUAAAUGUUCCCCAGAGUUCUUGAUUUUGCAAAUCUAGGUCAUGUAAGGGGUAAUUUUCUUAAAGAAAGGCAGCAUGCAAAGGGCAAAAAACAGGUACAAGGUGCCCUUUUUUGCACUUUAAACACUGCCUUGAAUGUAGACCUCUGUUCUCCAUUUUGAGGGUGCAGGGCCCUAUGGCUGGCCUACACCCCAUAAUGCUAUGGUUCUAGCACAAGGUACAGCCGCUGUCACACAGUUCUGGCUGAAUGAGCACUAAGUGGCGCACUCUUGUGCAUCUUAUCCCCAGUGUUGUAAAUGAACCCUGUAUUGUCUGUUCAGACAUUGUUAAAGUGAACCUGUCACCCAGACACAAAAAGCUGUCUAAUAAAAGUCCUUCAAA